Molecule: messenger RNA, 1454 nt
Organism: Diachasmimorpha longicaudata
Lineage: Eukaryota; Metazoa; Arthropoda; Insecta; Hymenoptera; Braconidae
Product: histone H1-like
Exons: 1
Coding region: 99-773 (224 amino acids)
Biological process (GO): chromosome condensation; negative regulation of DNA recombination; nucleosome assembly
Cellular component (GO): nucleus; nucleosome
Molecular function (GO): nucleosomal DNA binding; structural constituent of chromatin; double-stranded DNA binding
Source: RefSeq, a predicted model, not a curated record
CAUGGUCCGCGCUCAAAUGUGUAGUCGCCGGCCUGCAAUAGCCUUAGUCAAAAUCGUUCAAUCCAACCAAGACGUUUGAUUCAUCGACCGAUUCCGAGAUGGCAGAUAAAUCUACAUCAUCAGUAGUUGCUUCACCAGCGAGCUCUCCUGCUCCUGCAAAAGCAGAGGCUGCUAAAAAAUCAACGAAGGCGAAAAAUCCGAAGCCUAAACCAACUCAUCCCAGUACUGCUGACAUGGUUAAUACGGCUGUAAAAACCCUUGCUGACCGUCAUGGAUCAUCCCUUCAGGCUAUCAAGAAGUACAUCGCUGCAAACUAUAAGAUCGACACUACAAAGCAUGCAUUUUUCAUCAAGAAAUAUCUGAAAUCUGCAGUUGCUUCGGGAACUCUUGUCCAGACUAAAGGAACUGGUGCAUCUGGAUCGUUCAAACUUGCAGGGAAGAAGAGUGACACUGCGAAGCCAAAACCGAAACCCAAGGCAGUCAAGAAGGAGAGUUCUCCCAAAAAGGUUGCUGUUAAGAAGACUGUUAAGAAAACUGAAACAGCAAAACCUAAAGCAAAGAAACCAGCUUCUCCUAAAAAACCUGCAGCGAAAAAGCCAGCUGUUGAAAAGGUUGCCAAGCCGAAAGUAGUGAAAGCUGCAGCCAAGCCGAAGAGCCCCAAGGCCAAGAAAGCUACGAAAGGACCAACUGCUAAACCGAAAGUACCUAAGCCAAAGAAGGCUGCUUCUCCAAAGGCCAAAGCAUCAGCUAAGAAAACAGCUCAGAAGAAAUGAAUUGAAUAUACCAAUUCAAUUCAACCUUGAUCAUAACCAAACGGCCCUUUUCAGGGCCAAUAAUUAUUUACAAACGUUGAAAUUCUUAUCGCUAAAAACCAAUGAAGAUUCAUUGUUUUAUUUGUGAACAUUUUUUGCAAUUUUAAUAUUUUAUAGAAUUCAGUAAUAUUUGUCAAUCAUAGUCCGUGUAGGAAUCAAAUAACUUAUAUUUUUAAAGACAAUUUUCGGGAAAAAAUCACGUUGGAAUGUGAUUAACCCAUCACAUUUUACGCACUGUUUAAAUCAAUCAGUUAAACUUGAUAGUACGUUUAUCUACAUCACAAAAUAUAGCUCAUUUUAAUUAAUCGGAUAAUUUUAUACUAUACUUACUUAAAAUUAUAGAAUAUAAUUAUACUAUAAUUUUAAAGAUAUUGCUGUAUUUAAUAUUGACAACAGCAAGUUUUAGUUGUCGAUUAAGAAUCAAUUAUUAAUUUUCAUUAUUUUUAAUGAAUAAAUACUUUUUUCUAUAUAUUGUGAGAGGUCGGUUUACAAUUAGUACAGAAUAAGAUUUACAUUUUAAAUAAUUAAAUGUCUCUAUUUCUCUGAUGGAUCUAUGAAUCCCCUUGUAAAUCUAAACGUGCUCAGUAGAUAUUGAACAUAAAAAUAAAAGAAAAUUUUCAUCAUCAGUUAAUGAAUUGAAAU